Molecule: messenger RNA, 948 nt
Organism: Alternaria postmessia
Lineage: Eukaryota; Fungi; Ascomycota; Dothideomycetes; Pleosporales; Pleosporaceae
Exons: 2
Coding region: 1-948 (315 amino acids)
Source: RefSeq, a predicted model, not a curated record
AUGAAGACCUUUAUCUCCUACCUCCUCGCUGCUGCUAUGGCCGUCGCAACACCUAUGCCUGCGAAGACUGGCAUGUCCGAUGGCGCAUCGCGCCAGCAUUUGGCGCAAACUGCCAGGACGAUGUUCGUCCAUUUGAACAACACCCGAAUCGCUUACCGACACUUUGGCAAACCGUCAAAGAAUCCUCUCGUCUUCGUGACCCACUACCGCGGCAGCAUGGACGCAUUGGAUCCUCUUCUUGUGAAUACCAUCGCGGAGAAUUGCGAGGUGAUUCUGCUGGACAACACCGGUAUCGGCCACAGUGGUGGUAGCGUUCCUGAAACCCUCGACUCUAUGGCUGCAACGGUCGUAAAUCUGCUGGCCGCCAUUCACGUGCCCAAGGCUGAUAUUCUGGGCUUCUCCAUGGGUGGAAUGAUCUCCCAGAUUAUCGCAAUAGAUUAUCCACAAGUGGUCAACAAGCUGGUUCUAGCCGGAGCGCGACCCGGUUAUGGUCCAGAUGUUUUCCAAACAGCACCAGACGCUGGCAUGGGACCUGGCGGCGAGCCCGAUCGCCAGCCCACAGAAGAAUACAUGCUUGAUAUCUUCUUCUAUCCGUCAAACACAAGCAGAUCUCAAGGAAACCUUUGGUGGGACCGCAUACAUGAACGUCAGGUGGAGGGCGAGACGCGAAAAGACUUUCUUGUCGGUGCGGGUGUUGCAGCCCAAAUCACGGCGAUGACCGCCUUUGCAUCGGACCCUCGGCGGUACGCUCAGUUGGCCAACGUCACUGUGCCCGUGUUGGUCACGAAUGGGAAAGACGAUAUCCUCAUGGGGACAGGUAACAGCUUUGUGCUCCAGCAGCGACUGCCGAAUGCCCAGCUACAUCUUUAUCCUGAUUCAGCACAUGGCCAUCUAUUCCAGUCUCCUGUAAAGUAUGUCGAGGAACUUGAGCGAUUUCUGGAUUGUUGA